This is a messenger RNA of Platichthys flesus (European flounder), 9523 nucleotides long. Its product is annotated as plasma membrane calcium-transporting ATPase 1-like. Gene Ontology annotation, biological process: calcium ion transmembrane transport; regulation of cytosolic calcium ion concentration. Lineage: Eukaryota; Metazoa; Chordata; Actinopteri; Pleuronectiformes; Pleuronectidae. Gene Ontology annotation, cellular component: membrane; intracellular membrane-bounded organelle. The record is from RefSeq and is a predicted model, not a curated record. The transcript is spliced from 22 exons. Gene Ontology annotation, molecular function: ATP hydrolysis activity; P-type calcium transporter activity; ATP binding. Bases 711 to 4388 code for a protein of 1225 amino acids.
CCCAGUCCCACCCACACGCGCACACACACUCUCACUCACACCAGUCACUUACUGUAUCUGCUCUUUGUUAUCGCAGCCUCGUGUGUGUGUGUGUUUGCGGAGAAAGGAGAACAAGAAGGAGGGAGUUUGCCUUUUUUCCUCCUUUUUUUUUAACCGGAUUGAUUUCUGACCGAACCGGGAUCUGGUUAGUUUAUCUGCGGGAGGAAGAAGCUGCUGCAGCCGCUUCAGGAACCACAGCCACCGCGGCUUCGUCCACAGUCAAACAAACUGCCCGGAACCAGGGCGACGAUAGAGGGUUACUCUUCUUCCUCCACUCGGUCCUCCUGUCUGUCAACCUCCCUCCAUUUCCGUCGCCCCCCCUCCUCCUCCUCCUCUUCCUCCUCCGCCGCCGCCGCAGUUGUCAACUUGGAGCCGCGCUGGGAAAUGGACAAACCCCUCUGAAGUGGAGCCGCUGCCCGCCUCAUCAACACAGCCGUGAUUCGGACGCGGAUUCCCGGAGUGGAGAGGAACAUGUUGACCACCCUGUUUCAGUGGUAACCCAGAGGAGCAUGCACGUCCAGGUCAGGAGUUAACCCCACUGAGAACUACACUACCCACAAUUCUUGGGAACUGACGGCACAAACUGACGUUGAGAUCGGUUUGAUAAAAGACACUCCGAGGAACAACAACAACUACAACAACACAACUACGCUUCUGUGAAGAGGACCAAAAUGGCCAACAACACGGCGGAUCACCCUCCGGGGAAUUCGGUUGCAGAGGGCAACCAUGACGGGGACUUUGGGAUGGCCGUGACGGAUCUGAGGGACCUGAUGGAGCUGCGGAGCGCCGAGGCCGUCACCUUGAUUCAGGAAACAUACGGGGACGUGCAGGGCAUCUGCCGCCGCCUGAAAACAUCACCGAUAGAAGGUCUGUCUGGUAACCCCGUUGAUCUGGAGAAACGUCACGCGUCGUUUGGCAAAAAUUUCAUCCCCCCCAAGAAGGCCAAGUCGUUUCUGGCGCUGGUGUGGGAGGCUCUGCAAGACGUCACGCUUAUCAUCCUGGAAAUCGCUGCCAUCAUCUCACUUGGCCUGUCCUUCUACCAUCCACCAGGGGGCGACAGUGAAGCAUGCGGCCAGGUAGCAGGAGGCGUGGAGGACGAGGGCGAGUCCCAGGCCGGCUGGAUCGAAGGAGCUGCCAUCCUGUUCUCGGUCAUCAUCGUGGUGCUGGUGACAGCCUUCAACGACUGGUCCAAGGAGAAGCAGUUCCGUGGGCUGCAGAGUCGCAUCGAGCAGGAACAGAAGUUCACUGUCAUCCGCAAAGGCCAGGUCAUCCAGAUCCCUGUGGCCGAACUUGUGGUGGGAGACAUCGCUCAGAUCAAAUACGGUGACCUUCUACCUGCUGAUGGGAUCCUGAUCCAAGGAAAUGACUUGAAGAUUGACGAAAGCUCUCUGACCGGAGAAUCCGACCAGGUCCGCAAAUCUCUGGAGAAGGACCCCAUGCUGCUGUCCGGAACCCACGUGAUGGAAGGAUCCGGCAGGAUGGUGGUGUCAGCCGUCGGCCUCAACUCUCAAACCGGCAUCAUCUUUACUCUCCUGGGAGCCAGCGAGCACGACGAAGAGAAGAAGGUCAAGAAAAGUAAAAAACAAGGACCCCCUGAAAAUCGCAACAAAGCCAAGACGCAGGAUGGCAUCGCCCUGGAGAUCCAGCCACUGAAGAGCGAGGAGGCCGCCGAGUCGGAAGAGAAGGAGGAGAAAGAGGAGGUCAAACCUGUGAAGAAGGUCAACGUGACCAAGAAGGAGAAGUCUGUGCUGCAGGGAAAACUGACCAAACUGGCUGUACAGAUCGGGAAGGCUGGUCUGAUCAUGUCGGCUCUGACCGUCAUCAUCCUCAUCCUCUUCUUUGUGAUCGACACCUUUGCGAUCCAGGGUCGCACCUGGGUGGCUGAGUGCACCCCCAUCUACAUCCAGUACUUUGUCAAGUUCUUCAUUAUUGGUGUGACAGUGCUGGUGGUGGCCGUCCCUGAGGGGCUGCCGCUUGCUGUCACCAUCUCUCUGGCCUACUCUGUCAAGAAAAUGAUGAAGGACAACAACCUGGUGCGUCACUUGGAUGCCUGCGAGACCAUGGGCAACGCCACGGCUAUCUGUUCAGACAAGACGGGCACGCUGACCAUGAACCGGAUGACGGUGGUGCAGGCGUACAUCGGGGACACGCACUACAGAACUGUCCCUGAACCAGACGCCAUCAAACCAGAGACUCUGGAAACGUUGGUCAACAGCAUCUCCAUCAACUCUGCGUACACAACCAAGAUCCUGCCUCCAGAGAAAGAAGGCGGCCUGCCGCGCCACGUGGGCAACAAGACCGAGUGUGCUCUGCUGGGCCUGGUGCUGGAACUGAAGAGGGACUAUCAGCCAAUCAGAGAGGAGAUCCCCGAAGAGAAGCUCUACAAGGUGUACACCUUCAACUCCUCCCGCAAGUCCAUGAGCACGGUGCUGAAGAAUGCUGAUGGAGGCUACCGCAUGUACAGCAAAGGAGCGUCAGAGAUCAUCCUGAGGAAAUGCUCUCGUAUCUUGGACACCCAGGGGCAGCCUCGUAACUUCAAGCCCAAGGACCGCGAUGAGAUGGUGCGCAAGGUGAUCGAGCCGAUGGCGUGCGAGGGGCUGAGGACCAUCUGCGUGGCCUUCAGAGACUUUCCAGCCGAGGCCGGAGAGCCCAACUGGGAGGUGGAGAACGACAUCCUGAAUGACCUCACCUGCAUCGCAGUGACCGGCAUCGAGGACCCCGUCCGACAUGAGGUACCUGAGGCUAUUGCGAAGUGUCAGCGCGCAGGCAUCACUGUACGCAUGGUUACCGGAGAUAACAUCAACACCGCACGUGCUAUUGCUACCAAGUGUGGCAUCCUGCUGCCUGGGGAGGACUUCUUGUGUAUGGAGGGGAAGGAGUUCAACCAGCAGAUCAGAAAUGACCAAGGAGAGGUGGAACAAGAGCGUCUGGACAAAGUUUGGCCCAAACUCCGUGUCCUGGCUCGUUCUUCACCGACAGACAAACACACUCUGGUUAAAGGAAUCAUCGACAGCACGGUGCUCGAGACCCGGCAGGUGGUGGCGGUGACGGGCGACGGCACCAACGACGGCCCCGCCCUCAAGAAGGCUGAUGUUGGCUUUGCCAUGGGAAUCGCUGGCACAGACGUGGCGAAGGAGGCGUCCGACAUCAUCCUGACCGACGACAACUUCACCAGCAUCGUCAAGGCCGUCAUGUGGGGGAGGAACGUCUACGACAGCAUCUCCAAGUUCCUGCAGUUCCAGCUGACCGUCAACGUGGUGGCUGUGAUCGUGGCGUUCACCGGUGCCUGCAUCACACAGGAUUCUCCUCUGAAGGCCGUGCAGAUGCUGUGGGUGAACCUCAUCAUGGACACUCUGGCGUCUCUCGCUCUGGCCACCGAGCCGCCCACUGAAUCCCUGCUGCUGCGCAAACCUUACGGCCGCAACAAGCCUCUCAUUUCCCGGACCAUGAUGAAGAACAUUCUGGGCCACGCCGUGUACCAGCUCGUCAUCAUCUUCACCCUGCUCUUCGCUGGUGAGAAGAUUUUCGACAUCGACUGCGGCCGCAACACUCCCCUGCACUCACCGCCAACCGAGCACUACACCAUCGUGUUCAACGUGUUCGUCAUGAUGCAGCUCUUCAAUGAAAUCAACGCCAGGAAGAUCCACGGAGAGAGGAACGUGUUCGAGGGCAUCUACAAGAAUCCCAUCUUCUGCAGCGUGGUCCUGGGGACCUUCGUCCUGCAGAUCGUCAUCGUCCAGUUCGGGGGGAAGCCGUUCUCCUGCACCGCUCUGACCAUCGACCAGUGGCUGUGGUGCGUCUUCAUCGGAGUGGGAGAGCUGCUGUGGGGACAGCUGAUUUCGGCGAUCCCCACCCACCACCUGAAGUUCCUGAAGGAGGCGGGUCACGGCACCACCAAGGAGGAGAUGCACGCGGAGGAGCUGACGGAGGGCGACGACGAGAUCGACCACGCCGAGAUGGAGCUGAGGAGAGGCCAGAUCCUCUGGUUCAGAGGGCUGAACCGCAUCCAGACCCAGAUGGAUGUGGUCUAUACCUUCCAGACGGGCCAGGCGGCGGUGCCAGGUGCCCUGCGCCGCCAGCCGUCCGUCGUCAGCCAGCACAAUGAUAUUAAGGUGGUGAACGCGUUCCGUAGCUCCCUGCGGCUGGAGAGCCCAGAGUCCCGUAGCUCCAUCCACAGCUUCAUGGCCCAUCCCGAGUUCGUGCCCCUGUCCGAGGAGGAGGCCCGCAACCCCCCCAUCGAGGAGAGCGGCGACGAGAUCGAGCCCCUUCCCAGCGCCUCCUCUGGGGCGACGGGAGGAGGAGAGCCGCCCAGCGCCCUCCCCCCCCGCAGCCAAGAGCCAUCCAUCUGAGCUCCUCCUCCCCAACCUCCUCCAACUCCUCCUCCCUCCUCUUCAUCAGCAUCACGUGUCAUCCCACCAACUGAACUGUCGCACUGAGGAGGGAAGUCAUCACUCCACUCAUUCCUUCAUUCUGCACGCACACGCGCUUCUCCCCACCCCCCCGUCAGCCAUUCCUGCCACGUUGUGUUUUUCAUACUGACUGUGGCGUCGUUCUGCCUGUAAGUCUGCCCCCCCCCCCCAGCCCCAGGCCCCUCCCACCCCCUCCAACCCACCACACACGCCAAUCAGUGGAGGGUGGAAUCUCUCCGCAGCGGAAGAUUUGUCCUGUAGUCCAUUCAUGUAUAUUUUUUUUUUUUUUACCUGAUGAUCCUUUUUGGAAACAGCUUUUAAACACCGUUGGUUUGAAUCCUGGCGGGACUCGCAGCAGCAUGUCGUGUUUCUGUACUCGCUUCAUUUUACCGCUUUCUACGCUCUCUCGAAAAACGGCACCGAACUUUUCAACGAGUGCAGAGGUUCUCAUGUACAUACGCUUCCGCUCUUCUACACAGCUAACAGCCGGGUUUGGUGAUCAGAAGAUUUUUAGGCAAAAAAUUGCAAAAAAUGUGUAACCGUUUUAAUUUUAUUUUUGAUUUUAAACAUUUUAUUAUUUUUUUUAGAUGUUGAGCAUUUUGUUUGUUUUUGAAAAACCCUCUAACGAAUGUUGAUGGAUGGUUGAUUCAAACUCCAGAGAAUGUCUUGUGAGUGUGACACUACAGUCUUCAAGGUUUAAAAGAUGUUCUUCCCUUUAUCGUGUCUGUACGUGUUGGUUCUUUUUCUUUUUCGCUGCUGUUGCAUGUGGAGAAACAGAAUGUUUAUUACCCAAAAAUAUCGAAGCUGAGUGGGCGUCUGACCUCAUCUCAUCCUGUCAGGGUCCUGGUUCUCUCUGCCCCCCCCCUCCUCCCUUAGUAGAUCCACAGCGCUGAUAGGACACAGCCGUGUGGAUCACAACCCCCCCCCCCCUUCUAGUACGAUGCAUGUUCUGCUUCAUUCGUGUUGAGUCGCAUGAUAACUUGGAAUGAAUAGUUGGGAUUCUGUUUAGUCGACCAUCUGUGUGUUAGUCUGCAGCAGCAUCUGUUCGGAGAACUUCUGUCGGACCGAACAUCCUGUUUCCACCACAGCUCGGGAUCAGACUCAUCAGUACUCAGAAGGAAAGUGUCGCGCGGCGGUUACAGCCUCCUCGCGCUCGACAGCAGGACGGUGGGUGUCCACGUACAUGGACGUUCUCCACACGCCCGCUCUCUUGUAGGCGAAGCACAAUCUGUGUAGAGUCCACGUGGUCCAGAUCUCGGGGAAAGUGAUUCACCAGUGCCGGGUUGGAAGGUGCCAGAACACAUCACAGCCCACAUUGGGUGAAAGGCUGGGUUCGCCCCAGUCUGCUCUGCUCCUCCUCUCAACCCGUUUUUCCACCGGUCACAAAAACCCACCAACGUCUGAAAUGUGAGAAAUACCAAUACACCAACAGAAACGAAUCUAAAAUGUGAUUUAUCAUCCGUUCUCCAUCUCGGUUUUUGACGUUAACUUCCGUAGAUUGUCAAGUCGUUGGUGAGAGGCUCUGACUGGAUAAGACCGUGAUCACUGAUGCUGUGAGGGGACCACCACCCGCUGCUCCACUGUGUCAUCCUUUCUUAGAUUUCUUCAGAUUUGAAUGUGGUGUCAAAGACGAGAACAUUUAGGUUGAGAGUAUCGAUGAGUCUGUUCCGCUUGGCGGUGCAGGUCGUCCUGUUCGACAGACACAACAUAUAUACUUAUAUCUCUGAACAGGUUCUGGACUGUGUGUCUGUGUCAAAGACCAAUCCUAGUACGGCAUCCCAUGUCUCCCUCGUUUGUCCGAUUUUACUAACAGAAACGAAAUUGGCUGUCAGUGACCUCCCACAGCCGCAGCAGAGGAGGAGCUUGAUCCUCCUCAUCAUCGUCCCUCCCUGCUGGCGCUGGGUUUGAUUGACAGACGUCAGUGUGGCGGCCACGCUGAGGUUUAUGGAAGUCCAGAUGAUUUCAGCCUGUAGAGUUAAAUCCACUGUGUGACCGUGUACUUCCUGCCUGUUGUCUGCAGAUUAAAAGAAGAAGGAAUCAUCCUCCAAUCAGAAGCAGCAAAGCGUCUAACCCCCUCUCAGCCGGUGUCCGACCCGUUGUAUCGUAGGGACGUGCUACUGCCAUAUUCCACUUUCUGUCACGACUAGGUUCCUCCCCCGCUGACGAGCUUUUUCUAUGUAACUCAGAGCCAUAUUUUAUAGGUUGUCUGUAUUGUUUUUUAUCUCAUUGUUCUCGAGGUUUCCUUUGGACUUUCUCACCCACGACCCCCUCUGACCCCUGACUCCCCCCAACCCCCCCACUCUCCCGGCCCUUUACUCCAAACAUGACCAAAAAGCAAGGAGAAAAUCUUCAGUCGUCACUGCCGAAUCCAAGAUAAAGGACCUCUACAAUGUUUACAUGAAAAGCGAGUGGGUGGCAGUUCGCCUGCGCUUCUCUCAUCCGACCAUUUCCCUUUCAUUCCCUUGCUUUCCAGAAUCUUAAAGUUACUAUUUAACUGAAUGGGGAAUCUUUCUUGCAUGGUUUUCAUAUAAAAUUCAAUGUUUUGCUCAUUUUUUACAAUUCUUCUGUAUUUUUAUAUUAAGUACUUUUUAAUAUUUUGGAGAUAUAUGAAUAUAUAUGUAUAGGCUGAAGAGUUUGGUGACAGUACAGUACAUGAAUGAGAUGAAUCCAACGUGGACUCUUUUUACAGCUCGCUAAAUAUUUAUGCCACGUGUGUCGUCUUGGUCACCUGAUGUUAGGGCUCAGAAAUCUGCAGUGACUUGUUUACUUCCUGUCGGCCGCUCAAUUGGAAUCUCUACAAUCUAUUCUCAUCAGCCCCCUUUUCCCACCUGAUCUAAAUGUUGUGACACACUACACGCUAUGUGAUUUCAAAGUUAUCCGUCUCCAUUAGACUUCAGCAAAUGCAACAUGAAUACAGCUAACUGUAUCAACCAUUAAAUGGGAGUGUAUAAUUAUUUAUCCAACCUCUGGAUUCCCUUGUUUUCUUUAAGCUACUACAACUUUCUUUUGAAUCAAUGAUGUUUUCCGUCUGGUCGGAGGUGACGACUUUAAAGACGAUCGGAGCUUGUGUCCCACUUCAGGAUGCCCCCCCCCCCUCCCAACGGGGUCAUGUCUGCACCUCAGACACAACAAAACUGAGACAGUAACCUGACAGGCAAAGUCAGUCAUAAUCAUCAAACAGUCAAAAGUUGUAUCCCAGGAUGAAACCAAGAAAAUAAAACACCCUGAUUCUGUAUUAUUACUUUUUUAGAGACCUGGGCCUUGUUCUCUAAAACCAUCUUAAAGCUUCUCGAUACUAAUGUCCAGAGAGGACAAAUGAAGCCUGAACUUAACCCUAUGCAGGUUAUCACAAUGCAAGAUACACAAUCCAAUUUUUGAAACUAGACUUAAUUUAAAGAAUAGUUGUGUUAAAAGUAGAUUUACCAAACAGGUACGUUCCUAUAAACCUCUCUAUGACCUGUCAGUCAAAUGCAAAGUGGCGCCUGUUGAGGCCAACGCCGCGAUGUCUUUCCCAAAGUGUAAAUAAAGCUAAACGCGGAGGUUAGUGUACGUGGACCUUGAUUCACAAAGCCUAACCAGUUCUGUCUGACUGAAUUGUUCCCUGAGGGGGCGGGGCCUGUGGCGGGACAAAGCUUCAGCCGUGAACGUUGUCACCGUUUUAAGCGACUCUCGUGGCAUCAGAAGCGUUUGUGAUGUCACUGUGGGCGUGUCCAUGAGACGCAGCAUCCAAAACGUUUCCUUUGUUUCUGUUGCUGAAUCUGACAGAACAGCUGUUCCCCUACGAUCAGUGCAAUGUAAAUAUAGUCGUGCAAGUGAAGGAGUGAACCUGCUCUUUGUGAGCGACAGGAAAUGGGAGGGGGGGGGGGGGGCAUCAGCCAAUCAUCACCUAGCAAAGCUUUAAGAGUGUUCUGCCAAAGCCGUUUUCUCAUCGUGUUCCUUCUUCUGCGCAAAUCUGUGUGGACGCUUUGUGGUCACGUGACUCCCCCUUGCCCCUCCCACACCCCUGCCCAGCCCCGCCCCUCAGCCUGGAUAAGAUUGUCCCUCUGCUCUUGCCAUGACCUCGGUGUGGCUGUGGUGGUCGUCUGUUGGACCGGUUGCCCUCACAUCUCCACGCCAGGCGCACAGUGCAGCCCCCGGCCCAUCAGAGACCCCCUUUCUUUUUGUGUUUCUGGCUUCAGCCACGUCACAAAUCAAAUCACAAGGACGAAGCAGGACGAGACUCAGCAGCAGACGGAAAGUCUUCACCUGGUUUUAGUUUUCUGAAGGUUUCGUUUGUGGACAUCAGAGCUCAGUUUGCCCGUUAGGACUUCAGUACGGAGAAGGAACUCUGCUUUUGAUCAGCUCAUCGCUGCUUCUUCUUCCAGUCGCUGGAUUCUAAAGGAAAUCUUUGGAGAACCUUCACAUCCACUUCAGAAUUCACACUUUAAAAAAAAGAACUGGAAUAUCACACCGGGAAAAAGUCAUAACCACCCAACAUAUAUAUCUAUAUAUUUAUAUGAUUUAACUAUAUAUGUAUAUCUAAUAUAUAUAUUAGAUAUGAAUACAUUAGUAGGUAUAUAUUAGAUAUAAAUAAAUAGAUAUAUAGAUAUAUAUGGUUUCUCAGUUGAACUUUAUUGCAAAAAAAGACUGAAAAUGAUUUGUUUUCUGUAAUUACUAUGAUACACAGUAAUAGGCGUUGGUGUUAUUUUUGUAUAAACAUAAUAUCAUCUAUGUGGCAUGCAUGACAUAUAUACAAAUUUGGUGGUUUAAAGCAAUAUGUCCAACCUGGUGCGAUUGGUUCUGUCGUGUUCUGUGUAGCCUAAAGCCACUCUGUACAAAAAGAGAUAAAAAAAAAGAGUAACUGCAUUUGGAUAAAACUAACUGUUCAGUAUAUGUGUUCAAUGUUCUGUGUUCUGCAUGUUUUAGUAUGGAAUGAAACAUCACAAAUGUUUGACUUGUUUUCAGAAUGAAUCUCAAACACAUGCCCCAGACACACGCACACACACACUCACGCUCACACACAUGUAUUUGCACUGUGAGGUGAAACACACGGAGGAAAAUUAAAACUGUGAUUUCUGAUGGGUGGAUUGAUGAAA